Molecule: messenger RNA, 491 nt
Organism: Candidula unifasciata
Lineage: Eukaryota; Metazoa; Mollusca; Gastropoda; Stylommatophora; Geomitridae
Source: the annotation of a GenBank genome assembly
AAUCAGCGCAAACUGUGUGUGAACAUGUGUGUGUGUGUGUGGGGGGGGGGGGGGGGGGGGAGUCUGAGUCUGAUGACAGACUAACCAGAGCUGCCAAAGUCGCUGAGCAGCUGACAGGACAGACACCGGUCUUUUCAAAAGCCCGCUACACUGUCAGAUCCUUUGGAAUCCGUCGUAACGAGAAGAUUGCUGUUCACUGUACUGUCCGAGGUGCCAAGGCUGAGGAGAUUCUGGAGAAGGGUUUGAAGGUGCGGGAGUAUGAGCCGAGGAAGAACAACUUCUCUGCCACUGGCAACUUUGGCUUUGGGAUCCAGAAGCACAUUGACCUGGGCAUCAAGUACGACCCCAGCAUCGGCAUCUACGGCAUGGACUUCUACGUUGUUCUAGGCAGGCCAGGAUUAAACAUCAGUCAGCGCAGGCGCAGACAGAGUUCGACUGGAGCCAAACACAGAAUCUCGAAAGAGGAAUCCAUCAAGUGGUUUCAGCAAAAA